GGCAAGGCUUCCCCCUUCCCUAUCCCUCCCCACCCCUCCCCCGCCCUCCAGGCCCUCUGGGACUACUGCGCCGAGUCGCUUGGAACGCGGCAGUGGCGGCGGCGCACUUUCCCGGGCUGUGGCUGGAGCAGCGCUGUGGUGCGCGCGCUGCGGGGCCCCUCGAGACCUGGGGACCGAUGGACUGAAGGGAGAGCGGGAGGGAAUCCCGGGGCUGCGGUGCUGCGCUGGCGGGGAAGCCCUUCGGUCCCCUGUGAGCCGAGCAAGUGGGGCGGGCGUCUCCCGAGACUGCCACUGGCCCCUCGGCCCUGACGGGACCGCGCAGAGCGCGUCCCCCGAAGGCAGCCCCCGGGCCCGCGGCCCUGACUUGGCCCCGCGCAGCGGGCGCGGGGCAGCUCAGAGGGAGGAAGCAAGAGGGGCCGCCCUCCCCUCGGAGUUGCGAGCGCCUUCCCCGGGUCCAAAAUGCCCAAGAAGAAGCCGACGCCCAUCCAGCUGAACCCGGCCCCCGACGGCUCCGCGGUUAACGGGACCAGCUCGGCAGAGACCAACCUGGAGGCCUUGCAAAAGAAGCUGGAGGAGCUGGAGCUCGAUGAACAGCAGCGGAAGCGCCUUGAGGCCUUCCUUACCCAGAAGCAGAAGGUGGGAGAACUGAAGGAUGACGACUUUGAGAAGAUCAGUGAGCUGGGUGCUGGCAAUGGAGGUGUGGUGUUCAAGGUCUCCCACAAGCCGUCUGGUCUGGUUAUGGCCAGAAAGCUAAUUCACCUGGAGAUCAAACCUGCAAUCCGGAACCAGAUCAUACGGGAGCUGCAGGUUCUACAUGAGUGCAACUCCCCUUACAUUGUGGGCUUCUAUGGUGCAUUCUACAGUGAUGGCGAGAUCAGUAUCUGCAUGGAGCACAUGGAUGGGGGUUCCUUGGAUCAAGUCCUGAAGAAAGCUGGAAGAAUUCCUGAACAAAUUUUAGGAAAAGUUAGCAUUGCUGUAAUAAAAGGCCUGACAUACCUGAGGGAGAAGCACAAGAUUAUGCACAGAGAUGUCAAGCCUUCCAACAUCCUAGUGAACUCCCGUGGGGAGAUCAAGCUGUGUGACUUUGGGGUCAGCGGGCAGCUCAUCGACUCCAUGGCCAACUCCUUCGUGGGCACAAGGUCCUACAUGUCGCCAGAAAGACUCCAGGGGACUCAUUACUCGGUGCAGUCGGACAUCUGGAGCAUGGGGCUCUCUCUGGUUGAGAUGGCGGUCGGGAGGUAUCCCAUCCCUCCUCCAGAUGCCAAGGAGCUGGAGCUGAUGUUUGGGUGCCAGGUGGAGGGAGAUGCGGCUGAGACACCGCCCCGGCCAAGGACUCCCGGAAGGCCCCUCAGCUCUUAUGGAAUGGACAGCCGACCUCCCAUGGCAAUUUUUGAGUUGUUGGAUUACAUAGUCAAUGAGCCUCCUCCAAAGUUGCCCAGUGGAGUAUUCAGUCUGGAAUUUCAAGAUUUUGUGAAUAAAUGCUUAAUAAAAAACCCUGCAGAGAGAGCAGAUUUGAAGCAACUCAUGGUUCAUGCUUUUAUCAAGAGAUCUGAUGCUGAGGAAGUGGAUUUUGCAGGUUGGCUCUGCUCCACCAUCGGCCUUAACCAGCCCAGCACACCCACCCACGUGGCUGGCAUCUAAGCAUUGGGGAAGAGCCGAGUCCCCUGCCCAGCAGCAUGCCAUGUUGCUUCUGGGCCUCCUUCCCAUGCCUGUCUCUGUUCAGAUGUGCAUUUUACCUAUGACAAAGGAUGAAGAACACAGCAUGUGCCAAAAUUCUACUCGUGUCAUUUUCAAUAUUUUCAUCUUUAUUCUUAUUACUAUCGUUAUUCCCCUAAGUGGACUGGCUUUGUGCUUGGGGCUAUUUUUGUGUAUGCUGAUGAUCAAAACGUGCAAUGUUGAACUACAGUGAAACUCUGGUGACUGUGGGUAGUCAUUCUUACUGAAAACUGCACUGCUCUCCCACACCGUGACUGGCUGGCUGCCUGUAUUUCCGGGAUUCUUUGACACUUGGUGGUACUUCAUUCUUGCCAGGCUUACCUUCUUUCCAAUUGAGUAGGAAGGGGCCUUGUAAGAUCCUUCACAGGCAGUGCAUGUGAAGCAUGCUUUGCUGCUAUGAAAAUGAGCAUCAGAAAGAGUAUAUCAUGUUAUUUCAUUAUGUUUUUGCUUUUGGUGUAGAAUUCAGCAGUUUCCAUCAAAAUCUAGCCAGAGCCCUUCACUGCCAUGAUAGCUGGGGCUUCACCAGUCUGUCUACUGUGAUGAUCUGUAGACUUCUGGUUGUAUUUCUGUAUUUAUUUUUAAAUAUACCCUGUGGGAUAUUUAGUGCUAUGUCUCUAAGUUUGGAUUAGUGUUUCUAAAAUGGUGGAAGUUACUCUGAAUGUUACAAAUGGAUCAAGGCAUUAACAUGUAUGAGAUUUCUUUCCCCAAAUCCAAGUACUGAUGCUAUUAUAAACAACAGUGUGUAUAGUGCCUAAAAACUGUAUGGAAAUCCUUUUACCAUUUUAAUCCAGACGUUUAACAAAUCUAAUCUCUUAUUCUAAUAAAUAUACUAUCAAUUCAAAGGGUGAAAG
This is a messenger RNA of Lipotes vexillifer (Yangtze River dolphin), 2567 nucleotides long. RefSeq names its product mitogen-activated protein kinase kinase 1 (gene MAP2K1). Gene Ontology annotation, biological process: protein phosphorylation. NCBI's taxonomy places the organism in Eukaryota, Metazoa, Chordata, Mammalia, Artiodactyla, Lipotidae. Gene Ontology annotation, molecular function: protein kinase activity; ATP binding. The transcript has 11 exons. The record is from RefSeq and is a predicted model, not a curated record. The coding region runs from base 460 to 1641 and encodes 393 amino acids.